This is a messenger RNA of Fulmarus glacialis (Northern fulmar), 1254 nucleotides long. Its product is annotated as nuclear receptor subfamily 0 group B member 2-like. Lineage: Eukaryota; Metazoa; Chordata; Aves; Procellariiformes; Procellariidae. The record is from RefSeq and is a predicted model, not a curated record. Gene Ontology annotation, molecular function: transcription factor binding; transcription corepressor activity. Gene Ontology annotation, cellular component: nucleus; cytoplasm. The transcript has 4 exons. Gene Ontology annotation, biological process: negative regulation of transcription by RNA polymerase II. Bases 1 to 1254 code for a protein of 417 amino acids.
AUGGAUGUCACCUGCUGGUCAGAAUGGUCAGAAAGGGAUCAGAAGCCUGAGGAGCUUGGUCUCAGGCAAGACCGUAAAUCGGUGCCCUCCUCACACUGCCGGUAUGGCGUGGCCACAGAUCUGCCCUGGGAAGAUCACUUCAGCUGGGGCCAGGACUGGUGCUUGCUGUCCUCUGCAAAACUGCCACUGCUGGUGGCAGCAGCACAGAGCCACUGGCAUGGUGGCAGAAGGCCAGGCACAGCCUGCCUGCAGCGGGGCACAGCGCUGAGCAGUGCCCGUGUUGCCGGCGGGCACGAGCCCUCCCGCUCCCCCGCGGCUACGGCAGCCCUGUGCGACAUCGGCAGCCUGCAGCCCCGCCUCAUUCGAAACAGACUGGUGCAAAUAAAGUUCAAGCUCCACGCGCAGUUUCCUGCCACAGGGAACUCUGGCUCUGUGGCUACCGAGGUCCCAGCUGAGAAAGUUGGGAAAUGUCAGUGUGAGACACACCAUGCUAAGAGCAUCCUGUACCAGAUCCUUAACAAAGAGCAUGGAAGUGAGACCAAGUGGCACCAGCAGUAUCGCAGUCCCCACCGCUCCACGGGAAGCAAGGGCUGCUCUUGUAUGGACAGAAGAAGAGCUGCCCUGAAAACGCCAGAAGCCACAUGCAGAAGAGCUUCUGAAGUGCUCUUGAAGACUUUUAUUGGAAACCUGCCUUCUUUUUAUCAUGUGCCUUGGGAGGAUCAGCUUGUCCUCGUACAGCAGAACUGGGCCCCUCUUUUUGUCCUGGGCAUAGCACAAGAAGGGGUGGAUUUUGACCUGAGAGAGAUUUCAGCCCCUAGUUUAUUGAAAAAAAUCCUCCUCAAUCAGUCUUUGACAGCGAGCAAUGAACUGGGCAGUGCGUCACUGGAAGCAUCUUUAGCAGAAGUUCAGAAGAUGAAGAAUUUAUUAUGGAAAUUCUGGGACCUGAACAUAAGUGCAAAAGAAUAUGCCUAUCUUAAAGGAAUUAUUCUUUUUAAUUCUGGAUGCCAUGUCCUAAAAUGUCUCCCCUAUGUACAAACACUGCAGCAGGAAGCUCAGCAAACCUUGAUGGAGUUUAUCUCAACGAUGUUCCACAGGAACCUAGGCUGGUUUGCUUGGAUUCUUCAGCUAAUUGCCUCUCUUCGAGACAUUGAUGCAGAUGCUAUUGAAGAGCUCUUCUUCAGGCCCAUCCUAGGAGAGGCCCCCCUAAAUGUAUUACUUCUAGAAACCUUAUGCAUCAAGCCACACUGGCUUUGA